AACCAAGGCCUAAAACAGCCCAAAAAGGCAAUCAAACUGCGCUGUAAAACUAGAAGAGAAGAAAGCUUACACCCAAAGUUCAGCCAUGGCGGGUUCCGAUCCAAACAAGUUGAUGACCAAAGCCGAUAAACUAACAAGGCUCAGUCUUACAAGGUGGAGUGCAGAUUGGAAAAGUGCUACUCUUCUGUAUGAACAAGCUGCUAAUGGGUUUAGGAUUGCCAAGGAUUAUGAGAAAGCAAAGGAAGCAUUGGAAAAAGCAUCAAAAGGACAAGAAUUGAUCUCUUCACCCUGGGAUGCUGCAAAGCAUAUGGAGUCAGCUGCUGCUUUAGCAAAGGAGUUGGGCAAAUGGAAUGAAGUUGCUGAUUUUUAUAGAAGGGCAUCUGAAUUGUACGUUGUGUGUGGGAGAUCACAACCUGCAUCAGAUGCUCUUGCGAAAGGGGCCCGAGCUCUGGAAGAUUCUGUUCCUGAUGAAGCUAUUCAACUUUACACUGAUGCUUGUGUUCUUCUUGAAGAUGAUGACAAGGAUCAAAUGGCCUUUGAUCUAUAUCGUGCUGCCACUAGUGUUUAUAUAAAACUUGAGAAGUACACAGAUGCUGCUGCUUUUCUGUUGAGAUGGGGCUUAGCAGCUGAUAAGUGCAAUGCUACCAAUAGCCAAUGCAAGGCAUAUCUUAGUGCAAUAAUUGUUUACCUCUAUGUUCAUGACAUCAAGCAAGCAGAAAAAUGCUACAACGAUUGCUCCCAGGUUGACACCUUUUCUAGAAGUGAUCAAUGCCGUUUUGCUAGUAAACUUUUUUCUGCUUACACAGAAGGUGACGUUGAAGAAAUUAAACGGCUUUCUCAGUCAAGCACGGUUAAUAAUCUUGAUCACAUGGUCAUCAGGCUCGCCAGGAAACUGCCUACAGGUGAUGUGAGUGCACUGAAGACCCGUGCUUCCGACGAGCAAGAAGAACCACUGGAUGAAGAUGACCUUACAUAGAUUGCCCCAUAUACCUUAUAAUGUGUUGAUUUUGGUACAUUAAUAUACAAUGAAAGAGAGCUUGUUUUGUAAACAUGUAAAAACAACACUCAUCACUCUUUGGAACACUUUGUAAUCCCAGUUUUUGAUCUUUGCAUUUCAUGCUCCAAAAUCUUUUGGAUGAUGAAAAACUGAACCAGAAUCUUAUAGGAUCUUCCAAUUGAUCCA
Molecule: messenger RNA, 1183 nt
Organism: Prunus avium (sweet cherry)
Lineage: Eukaryota; Viridiplantae; Streptophyta; Magnoliopsida; Rosales; Rosaceae
Gene: GSNAP
Product: gamma-soluble NSF attachment protein
Biological process (GO): intracellular protein transport
Cellular component (GO): vacuolar membrane; SNARE complex
Molecular function (GO): syntaxin binding; soluble NSF attachment protein activity
Source: RefSeq, a predicted model, not a curated record